CCCAUUCAUUUCCUGAGAACUGCCUAAGCUGAGCAGCUGAGAGGCAGAAGGGGAGGGAGCUGCUCACUCACAUACACUCACUCACCCACUCACUCACUCACACACACACACACACACACACACACACACGUACAUACACGCAGAGUGAGAGGAGAGAAGAGGAGAGGAGAGGGAGAGGAGGAGAGGAGACAGAGAGGACUGUAGAAAGGAAAACAGUGUCCUAGUCUCCACGGCUCUGCAGCUUCUGACAAGGCACCCUCAGAAACAGGAUGUUAAUGCUUGACGGAAUGCCUGCAGUCCGAGUCAAAGCUGAGCCCCUGGAAUCGGAACAAGGGUCACCUAAAGUGCGCCCUUAUUCUGCGAUGGACGGCGUCCCUUUCUUCCUCAGCAGAGUUAAACCUGAACCUCCAGAAGACCUGCUUGCUCACGAUCUGCACUUCCACACACAAACCGAGCCCGUUGACCUGUCAAUCAACAAACCCCGCCCCUCCUCUUCGUCCACCAUCCCUACCACCACGACCUCAUCAUCAUCCCCUCUCAGAUCUGCCUUCUCCCCGUCUUCUUUAUCGUCGUCAUCCUCCUCCUCCUCCUCCUCUUCCUCCUCUCCAUCAGUCAUCACCUCAGCCUCAUCGGUGCUCACACCAGGCCCUCUGGUCGCCCCUGGCACUGGGGUGAGAGGUCAGCCGUAUUUGCACAUCCUGCACUCUGUGCCGCCGCCUCCAUCCAGCCCUCUGAGCCUGCAGGGAGCAGGGAAGCUAGCCAGCCAUGUUCACCGCAUCCCAGUUGUGGUACAGUCACUGCCCCUCAUGUACACCACUGCCGUUCGAUCACCCUCCAGCCUCAACAACGCCAUCAUGCUACCUCUGCUGGAUGAGGUCAAAAGCCAGGGCAAAGCACACACGGACCCCAAUGGCCUGUCGCCAAGGCAGAUCAAAAGUGACAGCGAUGACGACGACCUGCCAAACGUGACCUUGGACAGUGUUAAUGAGACCGGCUCCACUGCGCUGUCUAUAGCCCGCGCCGUUCAAGAUUCCAUGUCCCCGUUCAGUAUUGACAGCAUACGGCGCCCACGGAGGUCAGAGUCACCGGAUUCUAAAAAGAGAAGAAUCCAUAGAUGUGACUUUGAGGGCUGCAAUAAGGUGUACACCAAAAGCUCCCAUUUAAAAGCACACCGAAGGACGCAUACAGGGGAAAAGCCAUACAAAUGCACCUGGGACGGCUGCACGUGGAAGUUCGCCCGCUCCGAUGAGCUGACGAGGCAUUACAGAAAACACACGGGGGUCAAGCCCUUCAAGUGUGCAGACUGUGACCGCAGCUUCUCCAGAUCUGACCACUUGGCUCUGCACCGACGGAGACAUAUGCUGGUGUGAAUCAGACGGAGAGAGAUAAAGAAAGAAAGAGAGAGAGCGCAAGAGAGAGAGAGAGAGAGAGAGAGAGAGAUCAAUGGAACAAACAAACACACACACACACACACACACACACAGGCAGCCGGGGGAGCGGGAUCUCCCUGUGAAUGUUUUUCAGCUGGCCUGGACGUACACACGUACACAUACAUAAACGCACACACACACUCUCAUCCGUCAUGAGGAGAGAAGACGUAGAGGUGCACAGAGCUUGUGGAGCACAACACAGGGUCACUUCUGGAUCCUCUUUGGGUUGGAAGGAAUAGACGGCAGGAUCUUUUAUCGUCAUUGUUUGGAGUAUAAUAGGGAACUGGCCUUUACAGCACUGUUCAUAAAUAUUUCACUUUGAUUUUUAAAAUGAACUCGCACUCUUCAUUUUGACAAAAAAAAAAAUAUUUUUAAUGCAAUCGCAACAGUCUCUGUUUUGGUAUCUUUUCUUUUCAUUAGUGUUCAAAUGGCUGCUUGUCCAGCAUUCAUAAUGUGAAAGACCCCAUUGUAAGGAAUGGAUUUUUCUGUGUGAGCAGAAAGAAGUUAUGCCUGGACUGGAUCACAGAAAAAGGAUUUGGGCCUAGUUGGAGUUACAGGCAGCGUUGUUUCGCGGUGCCUCCCCGUGAGUCCGAUUACUGACCAGCAGAGGACGCCCUUUCAUCACGGAUGGUUUCUUUUCGCCUGCUGGAGUCUGCUGUUUUGUCAGAGGCAUCCCAUAUAAAAGCUGAAAGAGGGCUGGACUUUCACCUUUCCCAUAGCCAGCAAACAUUAAAAGGCAAGACUCAAAUAGCCACAGCCCUGAAUGGAUCAACCUCAGCAACACCUCCACUGUUUCAGACAUUCAUUGGCUCAUUUCAAACGAUGGAAAAUAGACAUGCAUAUCAUCCCACCAGCAAAGAAACACACCAUUUAUGACUUACUCACAGGGCCGGAUUACCCCAAAUAACAUCAGUGCUAUUCUUUAUGUUGAGCCUCUUGAAAUCUUUGGUUGAUUUUGUGCUGUGAUUAGCAAUCAGUAAAGUGCAAUCUUAAAGGAUAAAUAUACUUUCAGUAUGACAACGUUUUGUUAAUUGAAUCUUGCUUCUUCUUCUUUUUUUAAAAAAAAAAAAAAGCCUGCUUAUUGCUUAUGUUUGACUCAGAAAAAUACAACCCCUCAUGUACAGUGAACUUUGAAACAAUCAGAGGAGAAUUUCAGUAUGUGAAAAAAAUAAUAGAGGCACCUUACAGACUCAUGCUUUCAUUCUGUCCUGAUCUAUCUGUUUUUAUUAUUCAGCUCUGUUUUCUCAGCUGGGUUUGGCAGUGAAAGGAAUUUGUGUUGGUGGUUUUGCACAGCAGCACUUGACCAUAAGCUGACAUUGAGACCGGCUAGUGUUACAGGGAUAGCGUGGUACCUGAUGUACAAUACAGAAGAGCAAUACAUUCUGAACAAAGUGAUGAGAAGGAACGUCAACCUCCUCUUUGUUCUGUUUGCUGAUGUCAAUUUGCGAGGAGAAGUUUCUAGCCGGGCCAACUCCUUAUUCUGUACCAUGACUCCCCUCUGUUACUGAUUGGUUUGUAGCUCCAGCACAAGACUCAAUUCUGGUGUGUCUCAGUUACCGAGUUACUAUAAAUAAUUUUUAUUUUAUUUUAUUUUGCUUGUCCUCAAAUAAAGAAAGUCAUUUGAAAUGAAAUCACCUCAGAUCAGAUAUAUGUUAAGAUUAUUAUCUGAUUUACCUGAGAUUUGGCUACAUAUAAUGCUGGAAAUGGGAGCAAUCAUAUAUGCGUACACACAUAGUACUUAUAUAAAAAAUACACAACACCAUGUACAUACAUGAAUACAUUAUGUAUGUGCAGUAAGGCUACAUUUUAAAUGCAGUUACUGACAGAUACAUCUCUUAGAGAACAUCACUUAACCGUAAUCAGGAAGUGUAAUUUAAAAAAAAAUAUUUUUAUACACUUAAUAACAGACAUUUUUGCAGGUUUUUCCAGUGCUCUUAUGCUGAGGAAGAGCUGCAGACAUACACUCAGAGGCCAACCCAUAUUAUUUGAUAGCGCUGCUAAAUGUAUUUAUUGGACCGGAGCCAGUGAAAAGAAAUGGUAACGUUUUUGAUAAUAGCACCUUGAAAACCUUACACCUACACACAUAACACACUCUCGUGCACAUACACACGCCUGCACACUUGCAUUGAACAUCCUGUAUUUCAGUAAAGUAGCCAAAUCCAGGAAGUCAUUUCUACACAUGCACCCAAAGUAUGUGAUGCCCAUCUGAUGGAAUGGAGAAUGGUAAUGUAUGUUAUCAUUAUUUAUGUAUAUUGUUUGUGCACGUCAUUAUGCCCAGUUGUAUUAACAUUUUGGCAAAAGCAUAUCAGCACCUUGUUUGUUUAUUAGUAUGGUUUUCAAAUUAUUUUAUUUCAGAUGUCGAUUUAUAAACAAAUAAUCAUCAUCAUAUUUUAUCAUCCAUAUAAUGUAUAAGAUCAUUUUAUGAUUGAGGGGCACUUCGUCAUUGCGUAUAACUCUUUUUCUUCUGUAAAAAGGAUCUUUUGAAAUGUUGUAAUAUAUGUGAUAGUGAAGAUAAAACUUAUUACAAAGUUCUACAGCCUGUAUAUACAUUGGAAAAAUAGGGCUUUUGAUUAGUAGAUGCAGGAAAUACAUUUAUACAUGUAAAGUCUUUUUCAGAGACUGUAAUUUAUCAAAUUUGAUAUACAGUGAAAUGGGGCUAAUGGUAUCCAUCAUGUAAAUUAUCAUAUGUGGUGUUAUAUAACAGUUUGCUUCUUUGGUUUGUGGUUAACUAAGUUCAUGAUCAAAUCAUUUUUAUUCCCAAGGCUUAACCAGUGUUUGCUAUAACCAACAAAUUAUUUAUAUACAUCGACCGUAUUAAGGUACUCGAUUCCUUGUGUUGCUAUUUUGCUGCACCCGGACAAAAAGUUAUAUUGAUCAAGCACAUAUCAACAACACAUGUACUGUCCUAUUCAGUAUAUUACGUUGCAUGCCUUACACAAGUUUUAAGAAAAUUCAAUUAGACUUGAAGAUGGGUUCUCCACGGGACAGGGUGAAUUGUAUUUCCCUUCAGCAUCUCUUUCCUCAUUUUGAAGCAUAAUUUUGUAACGGUAACCAGGGUCAAAGUUAUGCAAUAAUAAUGAAUAGUGCCUCAUAUCACAAACUUGUAAUAUCAACUGCUCUGUGCAGAGUUUCGAUUUCAGCAUGUGUGCUCAAAUUAAUAAAUUUCAAAUGAGAAAAAUCAUGAAUUUUGGAAAAAGCACAGACAACAUUAUGCAAGUCGGACCUCUAAUGUUUAACUUUCUUUUCGCACUGAGCCUUAUGCCAUUGUGUCAAAUGCAGCAUCCUCCCAUAACACUUUCAUGGGCUGUUUAUAGCACGCAUUAUUACUUUGCUUGCAAUAAGUCACUUCCUCUAAGGGGAACAAAACUGAGUUACAAAGGCCUCUUGUUGUUUCAGCUUCAGCACAUUAAUUCAACAUAGUGAUUCCAUGGCAGAUAAUGAGGAAUCUUACUCACAGGAGAAAAAUCUUGUGGCUGGGAUUCCAGCUGUACAGUGACGCCUUUGCUGAUGAAUACUGAUCUUACACUUUCAAUCAGUUCAAUAUCUAUUUUACUUUCUGUGUAACAUCUACUUUUGAUUUCCUGGUUUUGAAAAUUUAAGUAGUGAAGCCAAUGCCUAUGUUUCAAGUUUGCUGAUAUUACGUACAGUAAUCGUUGUUCUUGUAUUUAUGUAAAGUGAGUGUAGUGUAAAUAUAUUGAGAUCUUUUCAUUCUUACCGUAAAAAAAAUGAAAUAAAAUAAAAUAAAAAAUCAUGUGAUAUUGCUCAGCAUCGCUUCAAAAGGGAGAUUCUGCUCAUGGAAUUCCACAUCUGUAAAAGAAAUUUUUAAUCCUGAUAUUUUUCAAAACUUCAAGAACAGGUGUCCUUUUUUCUGUUACGCUUUUCUUUUCUCUGAGAGUUGUUUAAGUAUCCAGUCAGUGUUUUGCCUUUUUCUCUGUAUUUUUCAUAUGGAUGGAGCUGUGAAAUUAAAAUAAGUUCAAACAUAUACAUGUAUAUUAAUAUGAAUGGAGGCAUGAAGGUUAAUAA
This is a messenger RNA of Xiphias gladius (swordfish), 5453 nucleotides long. RefSeq names its product Kruppel-like factor 12b (gene klf12b). Lineage: Eukaryota; Metazoa; Chordata; Actinopteri; Istiophoriformes; Xiphiidae. The record is from RefSeq and is a predicted model, not a curated record. Gene Ontology annotation, molecular function: DNA-binding transcription factor activity, RNA polymerase II-specific; RNA polymerase II cis-regulatory region sequence-specific DNA binding. The coding region runs from base 270 to 1370 and encodes 366 amino acids. The transcript is spliced from 6 exons. Gene Ontology annotation, biological process: regulation of transcription by RNA polymerase II.